CUUCUUCCUUCUUAUUAGUCUUCUGUUUAUAUAUGAUGAAAGACGCUUUCUCCGACCGUAAAACCACCACCACCAGCCCCAGUGCCACAGCGCAAUCGGUGGCAGCGGCAAUGCAGAAGCCAUACUCAUCAUACUGCCGUUUCCUCCUCCUCCUCCUCCUCUCUCUGGGUCUUUCAUGGCCCCAGAACCUGCAGGCGCAGUAUCCCUACUACUACCAUCCCGACAACAACGAAGGCUCCUCCGACCUCGUCCGCCUCGAAUACCACAUGGGUCCCGUCCUCGCCUCCCCCAUCCACCUCUACAUCGUCUGGUACGGCCACUGGAACCCCAGCCACCAGUCCACCAUCCGCGACUUCCUCCACUCCCUCUCCUCCCCCGCCCCCUUCCCUUCCGUCGCCGACUGGUGGCGCACCGUCCGCCUCUAUACCGACCAGACCGGCUCCAACAUCACCCACACCAUUUCCCUCUCCGCCGAGCACCACGACGCCUCCUACUCCCACGGCCGCUACCUCUCCCGCCUCGCCAUCCAGUCCGUCAUCAAAACCGCCGUCGCGUCCACCGCCCUGCCCCUCAAUUACCGCAACGGGCUCUACUUAGUCCUCACCUCGUGGGACGUCCAGGUUCAGGACUUUUGCCGAGCAGUUUGCGGGUUCCACUACUUCACCUUCCCGACCAUCGUCGGCGUCACCCUGCCCUACGCCUGGGUGGGCUACAGCGGCGCCCAGUGCCCCGGCAUGUGCGCCUACCCCUUCGCCUGGCCGCCCAAGUACUACAAUUCGUAUUCAGAAGCCAACAAGAAGGACCACCUGGGAGACAGCAAAGUGACGAUAAUGGGGGCUCCGAAUGGGGACGCGGGGGUGGACGGAAUGAUCAGCGUGAUAGCGCACGAGCUGGCGGAGGUGUCGAGCAACCCGCUGGUGAACGCGUGGUACGCCGGGGACGACCCGACGGCGCCGACGGAGAUAGCGGAUCUGUGCGUGGGGGUGUACGGGAGCGGCGCUGGCGGGGGGUAUGUCGGAGAAGUAUAUAAGGACUACUGGGGGAAUGGUUUCAAUCUGAAUGGGGUGAGGGGGAGGAGGUUUAUGGUGCAGUGGGUGUGGAGCCCUCUCAAGAGCGCCUGCUUUGGCCCCAACGCCGCCGUGAACUGAUCGCCGGCCGGCAGCCACCGCCCUCGUCUCCGGUAGCUAUGUAUGGCUGGCUUUGUGUAAGCAUGAUGCAUGUAUCUCAAGUACAAGUAGCUAGGUUAAUUAUGACGUUCAAGAAUUUUUUUUUUUUUUUUCUGCUAAGUUUAAGUGGAGAUUUUAAGAUAUGAACUCUGAAA
Molecule: messenger RNA, 1321 nt
Organism: Diospyros lotus (date-plum)
Lineage: Eukaryota; Viridiplantae; Streptophyta; Magnoliopsida; Ericales; Ebenaceae
Product: protein EXORDIUM-like 7
Exons: 1
Coding region: 33-1148 (371 amino acids)
Source: RefSeq, a predicted model, not a curated record